Messenger RNA from Thlaspi arvense, 1050 nucleotides. The record is from the annotation of a GenBank genome assembly. Lineage: Eukaryota; Viridiplantae; Streptophyta; Magnoliopsida; Brassicales; Brassicaceae.
AUGGAGCGAAACAGUGGUUUUGGUCAGAUUAUGGAAGAAGGUGACAAUCCCGGAUUCUUCAAGAUUCUUCGAAGGGAAGAUUUAUCUUCUGAAAUCAUGGUAACUCUCUUAAUUUUUUCAUACCUAGAGUUUCUAAGAAUGAUUCCUCAUGACUUCAUAAGAAGCGUCUCCCAAAGCUCGUCAUCGUUUAAGAUGGACUUAAAAGUUCCAUGGGGAAACUCAUGGCCAGUCAAAAUCUCCAAGAACCCAAGUUUUCACUACAUGGAAGAUCGUGGAUGGAACCAGUUUGUGAGCGACAACGCUUUGGGUGAAAACGAGUAUCUUACCUUCACUCACGAGGGAAAUAUGUACUUUAGCGUAAGCAUCUACGAGCCAGAUGGUACGGAGAUGCUUAGACCAAGAAAAUCUGUAACCAUUGCUUCUAGUUCCGGCCUGAACAAGACAGAACAGAGGAAGGGCUUAUACAAAGAUGUGAAGGAGGAAGAGAUAGUGUCUUCGUCUGAAUCGAGCUAUCAUGGUCUCAAAAGCAGGUUGAAGCAGAAACGGGGGAGUAACUUGGGAAAGAAGAAAGCUGAAGAAACCGUAAAAUCGAAGAAGAAGAAGAAGAAGGUGGAUACUGCUUGUAACGAUUUUGAAGCCGGAACCUCGUCACUUGUUCCAGAAUUCAAUAUCACCAUAAAGAAAUCACACCUCCUGUUCUUGGCAAUCCCGAAGUGGUUUGUGGAUAAGCAUAUGCCAAAGGAGACAAAAAUGUUCAAGAUUCAUUCGAAAGGGAUGGAUUCAGGGGAAGUUUUGUAUCUGGUCACUGAUGUCCAGACAAGAUUCUCUGCUGGCUGGUCUCGUUUGGCCAAGGGGUUAGGUUUAGAGGUCGGAGAUGUCUGCAAGUUCAAGCUCAUUAAACCAACCGAGAUGCUUCUCGAAUUCUCCAGAGAUGAUGAAGAAGAAUACGACGACGAUGAUGAUGAUGAUGAAGAAGAAGAAUACGACGAUGAUAUAUGACAUUAUGGGUUGUUGGAGAAUUAGUGAGAGCCUUUUGGAAGAUGUCUCUGA